GGCGAUGGGGAUGAGGAUGGAGGAGGAGGAGACCGCGGUUAUCGAGGUGAUGGGGGCCGUGGGGGUGAUGGGGGCCGUGGGGGUGAUGGAGGAGACCAGGGCGAAGGGGAAGACGGCGGGGGCGGCGGGGGCAGCCCGCGUCCCCGACCGGGACGGAGACUUCAAGUUGUACUUGAAACGUCACGACAUCGCCGAGAUUUACGAGGCGUUGCUGACCGCACUUUGCGUGCUCUGCCCUGAAAAUCCCCUGGAAUUUCUCUUAAACAAAAUGAGAGAAAUACAAGAAUUUGGGCUACACACCUUGGAUUGGGAGAUGUUCAUUGACGAGAGUCUGAGGCCGAAGCUGAAGAGGGUGACCGCUGGAUACAUGACGUUCAUAUUCAGGUUCGACGACGACGCGCCUGCUCCCCACCAGUUUGAGAAGGCAUACUCCUUCCUGCGCAGGAAACUACAACGGGAAUAUUUCAUACGGUGGGCCAUGUACGGGGCCCGGCGGCGCGCCCGCAGGGAGCAGCUUACGCGGGCCCUGCAUCGAGCAUGCGACCAUUACAUGCGGAAAACGUUGGGUGCUGCCCUUCUCAGCUGGUCUCAGUGGCUACACGCACGCCAGGAGCGCAUGGCCGGAGCUGCUCUUCGGAUUCAACGGGUAUACCAGCAACUUCUCUGCAGUCUGGUCCUCAAAGCCUGGCACACUGUUGCCUUGGAUGCUCGCAAAACCAAGGAAUACUUUGAGCGGCUGGAAAGGGGUGAUCUGGAGGAGGACAACGACAGCUACUUGGUUCCACCACCUAACACCGCUGACCAAGUCUCCCAGCUCCCUCCUCGGGCAGCUCUGAAGAUUUUCAGCUACUUGGACAUAAUGAACCUAGUGAAAUGUGCCGGUGUAUGCCGCUCCUGGAAGGUCAUUUCCCAAGCCAGCAUCCUGUGGAGCCGGAUGGAUUUGUUCCCAGCACGAGGCCGCAUCGAUGACAAUGUUGUCUCUCGCCUCUUGCGCCGUUGUCGUCCGUUCCUGCUGCACCUCAGCCUCAGGGGCUGCACCACAAUUGGGCCACCUGCCUUCCGUGCCGUCAGCGAGUGCAAGAACCUGCAAGAUUUGAAUCUCUCAGAAUGCAUGGGUUUGACGGAUCAAAUGGUGGCCAUCGUGGCAGAAGGAUGCCGCUCCUUGCUCUACCUCAACCUGGCCUACACUAAUAUAGGUGACGGCUCUCUCCGCGCCCUGGCCAGAUUCUGUCUCCCGCUGCAGUACUUGAGCCUGGCCUACUGCUGCAAGUUUACAGACAAAGGGUUGCGUUACCUGGCCACUCGCACCGGCUGCCGUCGUUUGCUGUACCUCGACCUCUCCGGAUGCACGCAGACAUCAGUGGACGCGUUUCAGUCCAUCGCAACAAAUUGCCAUGGACUCCUCUCGCUGGUUCUUAACGACAUCCCCACGCUAACAGACGGAUGUCUGCUGCCGCUGAUUGAAGUGAACCGCGGCUUGCAGAGCCUGAGUCUGCUGGGCUCUCCGCACAUAUCCGACGCAACGUUCAAGGCUGUGGCGAAGUGCUGCAAACUUGCGAGCCUUCAGACCGAAGGUAACGAGCAGAUGUCAGACGACGCGGUUCGAGCUGUCUGCCAGGGCUGCGCGGGGCUCGGCAGCCUCCAGGUCGUGGGCUGUUCCAGUCUCACGGACGGUGCGCUCAAGGCCGUGUCUGCCCUGCGGCAACUUCGCCUGCUCAACGUCUCCGACUGCGCCAAGUUGACCGAUGCGGGGCUGAGGCACCUGACCGAGGGAGCGGCAGCCGCCCACCUCCACGAGCUCAACCUGAGCAACUGCGUGCGAGUGAGCGACCUCACCCUGACGAGGCUGAUCCCCAAGUGUCAGAGCAUGACUCACCUGAGCCUGCGCUACUGCGAUCAACUCACGGACGCUGGGCUAGAGCUGCUGGGGAACAUGCCGGCUCUCGUCGCGCUUGACUUGGCGGGCACCAACAUCCAGGAUCAGGGCCUUGCAGCUAUUGGGACCAACAGCAGACUCAAGGAGCUCUGCAUAUCGCAGUGCGUCGCCAUUUCAGACCUUGGCUUGCAGAAGUUCUGCCAGCGCGUGCGGGACCUGGAGCGGCUGGACGUGUCGCACUGCCGGCUGCUCUCCGACCUCGGGGUCAAGAACCUCGUGUUUUGCUGUCGCCGUCUCACCUACCUCAAUCUGUCUGGCUGCGCACAGCUGACGGACGUGAGUGCGCAGUAUCUGUCGGGGGUCUGUCGUUACCUGCGCAUCGCGGACCUCUCCGGCUGCGUCAAGCUGGGAGACUUGGCCACUCGCUACUUGAGGAAAGGCUGCCGGCAGCUCGCACACCUCAAUAUGCUGUACUGCCCCAGGGUCAGCAGGCAUGCUGUGUUGAAGCUGGGAGCCCGGCUCGAGAGCUGGCAGCAUACUUCCGAGUCUCCGCCACCCUGGUUUGGUUACGAUUCCAGUGGCGCCUACCUGGAGCCAGUUACUGCUGUGGCCAACGAAGAACGAGGAGUUCCUGAUCCACAGCCAGAUGGCAUUCUUAGUGCAGCGUAACCUUAAUGAGUCACCCGUUCCGAUGGUGGUGUGACACGGAGUGCCCCCGACUCAACUGGAAGGUAGCGAGGUCGUGAACUCGGCUCAUAAAUCCUCUGAGACAGGUUUAUAAAACAAGUACCACUUUGCAUGAAGCCAACACGGCUGUUAAGCGAAGGAGAGACUGAUUCCUGUCAUAGGAAAGAGGAAUUUCCACAACUGCUGGAGCUGAAAAAUUUGAGACCUUUUGGACCAGUUUUGAAUAUCUUAUAGCUUGCACACAAGUAUUGUUUUACACGAGUUACUCGUAUUAACAUUGUACAUUUCUACAUGUGCGGGCAAAAAGUCUUACCUUUGUCAUCCUUCUUUGCGAUGUUUGAUCCAAGUGCAAAUAUUAAAUUCUUUGGAUACCGAUCUGCCAAGAAAAAGUUUAUAUUUUA
This is a messenger RNA of Lethenteron reissneri (Far Eastern brook lamprey), 2964 nucleotides long. Its product is annotated as F-box and leucine-rich repeat protein 13-like. Gene Ontology annotation, molecular function: protein binding. Gene Ontology annotation, cellular component: SCF ubiquitin ligase complex. Lineage: Eukaryota; Metazoa; Chordata; Hyperoartia; Petromyzontiformes; Petromyzontidae. The record is from RefSeq and is a predicted model, not a curated record. Gene Ontology annotation, biological process: SCF-dependent proteasomal ubiquitin-dependent protein catabolic process.